Molecule: messenger RNA, 2391 nt
Organism: Vombatus ursinus (common wombat)
Lineage: Eukaryota; Metazoa; Chordata; Mammalia; Diprotodontia; Vombatidae
Gene: ESS2
Product: ess-2 splicing factor homolog
Cellular component (GO): catalytic step 2 spliceosome
Source: RefSeq, a predicted model, not a curated record
AUGCCUGCUAGCUAUUGUUAUUACUAUUAUUAUUAUUAUUGUUAUAAUACAGCGUGUCACAGGAGGGAUUUGAACCAGCUCCAACAGGGCUGCCCUUCUGUCUCCGCCGCCCGCAGGCAGGAGACUACAACUCCCGGCAAGCCGCGCGGCUACGUCCGGGACGCGCCCCGCCCCCUUACGUCAGGGGCUGUUGGCGGUCAUGGCCACGCGCCUUCCGGAGUCCCCGCUCGGCGCGGGCCCCGCCCUCGCGGCACUGUGACGAGCGCGCGCCGGAAGUGUCGUCAUCAGCGCCUGGUCUCCCGCCCUCCCCUAGCUCCACUGCGAGGCCGCACUCGAGCCCCGGGGGCCCAGCGAGAUGGAGAGCCUUGCGCGGGCAGCGCCUCGCCGGCCGCUGCGGCCCGGGCGCUGGGCACCCUGCGGAGGCAAAGUACGGCCCUGGCUGGCUCCAGAGCUCGCAGCAAGCGGGUGACGGAGGCGAAGGCGAGGAAGCGGGUCCUCGACGAGGAGGAGUACAUCGAGGGCCUCCAGACAGUGAUUCAGCGGGACUUCUUUCCUGAUGUGGAGAAGCUGCAAGCUCAGAAGGAGUACUUGGAGGCAGAGGAGAGUGGGGACCUGGAGAGGAUGCGGCAGAUAGCCAUCAAGUUCGGCUCUUCGCUGGGCAAAUUGUCCAGAGACACCCCUCUGCCGUAUGUGACCCCAGCUACAUUUGAGACCCCUGAGGUUCACCCGGGCACUACCUCCUUGGCGACUAAGCCCAGACUUCGUGCCAAAGGUCCCAAGGAGGGGUCGGGAGAAGCAGAGGAAGAGGAGGACAGAGAGCCCCUCCCUAGUCUCGACGCUUUCCUGACCAGGUACACCAGUGAGGACAAUGCCUCGUUCCAGGAGAUCAUGGAAGUGGCGAAGGAGAAGGAGAGAGCCCGGCACGCCUGGCUCUACGAGGCAGAGGAUGAGUUUGAAAAGAGGCAGCAGGAGAACCUGGCCCUGCCGUCCACUGAGCAGCAGGCCCUGCAGAGCAGCCAGGCCGGAGUGGAGACUUGGAAGUACAAGGCCAAGAAUUCCCUGAUGUACUACCCUGAGGGUGUCCCUGAUGAGGAAGAUGUGUUUAAGAAGCCCCGGCAGGUGCUGCACAGAAACACUCGUUUUCUCAGGGACCCUUUCAGCCAGGCCCUGAGCAAGUCCCAGCUGCAGCAGGCAGCUGCCCUCAAUGCCCAGUACAAACAGGGUAAAGUGGGCCCCGAUGGCAAGGAGCUGAUCCCUCAGGAGUCUCCCAAGGUCAAUGGGUAUGGAUUCGUUACCACCCCUUCUCCAGCCCCUGGUGUGAACGAGUCUCCCAUGAUGACGUGGGGAGAGGUUGAGAGUACCCCCUUGCGAAUUGAUGGGUCAGAAACUCCAUAUGUGGACAGAACUCCAGGGCCAGCCUUCAAGAUCCUGGAGCCUGGACGCAGAGAGAGGUUAGGUCUCAAGAUGGCCACUGAGGCAGCUGCCAAGAACCGAGCCAAGAAACAAGAGGCCCUAAGAAGAGUCACGGAGAACCUGGCCAGCCUCACUCCCAAAGGCCUGAGUCCAGCCAUGUCCCCAGCCCUGCAGCGCCUUGUCAACAGGACCGCCAGCAAAUACACCGACAAGGCCCUGCGGGCCAGCUACACGCCAUCCCCGGUUCACCCUGGCUACAAGACGCCUGCGGGCGGUCCUCAGACUCCCACGGGCACUCCUGCCCCCGGCACUACCACGAGGACUCCUCUGACCCAGGACCCUGCCUCCAUCACCGACAACCUCCUGCAGCUCCCCAAGCGACGGAAAGCAUCGGACUUCUUCUGAGGACCCUGCAGUGGGGGCCCGGGGCAAAGCGCAGCCCUCCCUGGCCAUGGGACCCUUGGGGCAGCAGAACGCUUUGUCAGGUGGGAUGGAAAUGCCCCCGUGGAGGGGCCACGCCUGCACCCAGCUACAGGCCGGGCACUUGGUCAGGCUCAACUAAAAGCUGAACCAAAGCUUCCCUGGGUUCCCGUCCCUGUCUGGCUGCACAGCCCCUCCCCUCACCUGGGUCGGCCAUGUGGCCAGGCAGGGCUCGGCGGGCCUGGAUCUGGGUGAGGGUGACCUCGGGUCUCCUGGGGGUGACACUGAGCACAUCUCUUAGCACUUCCUCUCUCCCUAAAAUCGGGACGUGAAUGCUUGCCUUCGUGGGGGGAAAACGCUAGGUCGGAGCUGUUGGCCUGGUUUUUGGGUCCCAGAACCUGGGCCUCCUCUAGGGGAUUUGGCAAAGGGCCCGGGAAAGGGAGACCCCAGCCCGACCUAGUAUCCCCUUCCCAGCAUUGUUUCCAUUCUGUAUCGGGGUCUAAACUGUAUGAGCCCACACAUAGGACUGGACCAUUAAAUGCCGUCUUAGCCUCUUGA